AUGGGGUUGAGUGGUGCUGACGGCUCUGCGGUUUUCGUAGAAUGGACUGAACUUGACGGAGGAACCGUUGAAUGGGGUUUUGAAAACCGGCAUCAUUGUGAGAAUUGGAGUUUGCAAGCUGAAUCAGCAGUGAUAUCGAGAGAGUCACAGGGUGUUGUGACCGCUGAGACGAUUCAAGCGGCGUUUCGUUUAAUUGAAAAAGGGUUUACUGCCAUGGUUUCUGAAUUAUGGAAUACUCGACCACAAGUUGCAACUACUGGGACUUGUUGUUUGGUUGGAGUGAUUUUUCAGCAGACACUUUUUAUCGCAAAUGUGGGAGAUUAUUGUAUUGUGUUGGGGAAGAAAGUUGGGAAUACUGGUGGGGUUGCAGCGAUUCAGCUGUCUCCUGAACACAAUGCAAAUCUCGAGGGUGUUAGACAGGAACUUAGAGAAUUACACCCUUAUGAUCCCCAAAUUGUUGUUCUCAAGCAUGGAGUAUGGAGAGUAAAAGGAAUUACAAUAAUCUAA
Messenger RNA from Cicer arietinum (chickpea), 507 nucleotides. The record is from RefSeq and is a predicted model, not a curated record. NCBI's taxonomy places the organism in Eukaryota, Viridiplantae, Streptophyta, Magnoliopsida, Fabales, Fabaceae.